GUGCAAGGGGUGGGUGUCUGUGUGUGUGCAGGGGGUGUGUCCAAGGGGGGGUGCAUACGUGCACAACGGGAGCAUGAAGGUGGCUGUGAGGUGGGGACAUGGAAUGGGGGCACAUCUCACCCCGCUGCCUUUUCUGAACCUCCCACCCCGCUGAGCGGUUCAGCCGGGGCAGGGAGGCUGGGAUGUGCCCCAGGGAGUCAGAGAUAUGGGGCUGCCACCUGCCUGCAGGCAGCGGUGUGACACUUGGGGACACUGGCAGUGGCCCGGGGGUUCCUAGCGUCGUGGUGGUGUUCGGGUGGCAUCGUGUCUCUCCUGCACACACCCGUCCCUCCUGCGUAUGCCCUGCAAGCAGUUGUGCCACCACCAUGGUGACAGUCCCAGCCAUGCCCUCCCACCUCAUCAGGCCCUUGAGGUGGGUUGGGGACCCUGUUGGGGUUACUGGAGCCCACUGCUGUCUCACUCUGCGGUUGACGUGAGUCAGCAGCACACUGAGCCCUGAUGCUGGCCCUGCUCCUCGCCAGGAGACAGCCGGUGAGCCCGAGAGGAGCGGCACAGAGACGACAUGCAGACAGGGACCAGAGGGGAUUGCUGCGGCAGGGACCAGCGCCCCGGAGGUGCCGGUUCUGCAGAGCUGGGCAAAGAGGCACUGGCCCCAGAGCGAACAGCAGGGACCCCCAUCCCUGGGACAGCUGAGGAGACCACUGGUGCCCCCACGGAGGAGCAGGGGGGCAUCCCCAUCCCCACUGCCAGCCUGCUGCAGGUCACCGAGCGGAGACAGCCGCUGAGCAGCGUGUCCUCGCUGGAGGUGCACUUUGACCUGCUGGACCUCACGGAGCUGACCGACAUGUCAGACCAGGAGCUGGCUGAGGUCUUCGCUGAUUCUGACGAGGAGAACGUGGCCGGCGAGUCGCCUAGUGGGCUGCACCCGCAGGCUAUGCCACGGGCAGGGUACCUGCGCUCACCCUCCUGGACCCGUGCACGUGAGCAUGGCCGGGAGAAGAAGCACCUCAGCGAUUCAGAGCUGCAGCCGGGCACCCUGGACACCUUCCUGGCAGUGGAGCAGCCACAGCAGGAGAAAAGCCGUGCGGGACAAAGGACUCACUUGGGACAAGUGGCGUGACCGGGUGCUGUGGAGUGGCAGCUUCAGACCACGGGUACCAAGCAAUGCCAAAGCCAGUGGCUUGGUGGGGAGGGAGAACUGGCCCCCUCGGCCCUGUAGCACAAUGGGGGCUGCACUGCCCGGCCCCCACCUCCUUCCCGCCGUGGUCCCAGCGUGGCAGGACCAGGAGCCGUGCAGUGUCUGUGCUGUACUGCCCACCGCCAUGUAGCAGUUGUGUGUACCGGUAAAACCAACCAACCCAUGGCCA
This is a messenger RNA of Numida meleagris (helmeted guineafowl), 1367 nucleotides long. It is a transcript of the gene DBNDD1, whose product is annotated as dysbindin domain containing 1. Gene Ontology annotation, cellular component: cytoplasm. The record is from RefSeq and is a predicted model, not a curated record. Bases 563 to 1120 code for a protein of 185 amino acids. Lineage: Eukaryota; Metazoa; Chordata; Aves; Galliformes; Numididae. Gene Ontology annotation, biological process: negative regulation of protein kinase activity. The transcript is spliced from 5 exons.